CAAGACGACAAAGUGACGCUUGCCCGCACGCUGUCAUUGAUCUACCAGCGAGCACUUCUAUAGGUCGGCAUCUUUGUCCAGGUCCCCAGAUUCCCAUCGAUCCAUACCACCCUCGAAAACGCGUGCCUGCAAACUUCUAUCUAUCACACCACUCCCCGACCGAAACCAAUUGACAACGCACACAAUGUCCCCCCUCUCGGUCCCUAAGAUAUUCAUGGCUGGUGGGUUGUCGGGCUUCGGCUACUACCUAUACAUGCGACAAUACUGGUUCCCGAACCCGUACAAAACACAGGGCGUCCAGAACAUCGAGGACCGCUUCUCAGCCGGCGGCGGAUCCCCCACACACACGCCAGCAGGGGGAAGCAAACGUGGAAGUUCGACGGACAACGCAGGCAGACAGGAAGUGAAUAAAGGCCCAGAAUCAGAGCACUAUAAGAAGAACAUUUCGGAUCAGUAGACCCGUCUAGCCGCAGGAGUUCUAUGAGUAAUUGUACAACAAUACCAAGGGGAAAUAAGGCAUCUCACCAUAGCGGAUGAGUGGGUAAAAAACAAAAAGGCAUGGGCAUUACAAGGGGACCUCAAGGGUUCGACAAUAAGCCGUGGUCAUCUGAUGUAUCAGGUUCGGGGCGUUUUUGAAUGCGAGAUGGGUGCGCACAGCAUCCUUCAUAUGCAAGAUCUCAUCUACGACUGCUCAAUGGCAGUAGUGAGUGAUGCAGAUAGUAAAUGUUUAACUUUCUGACUUCCA
This is a messenger RNA of Cucurbitaria berberidis CBS 394.84, 745 nucleotides long. RefSeq lists its product as uncharacterized. The transcript is spliced from 4 exons. The coding region runs from base 185 to 457 and encodes 90 amino acids. NCBI's taxonomy places the organism in Eukaryota, Fungi, Ascomycota, Dothideomycetes, Pleosporales, Cucurbitariaceae. The record is from RefSeq and is a predicted model, not a curated record.